AUGUCAAUACUUCAGAGGAUGGAGAGAAUGAGCAAAUGGGUUUCAGUCCUCUUAGUGGGAGUGUUGCUCUUCUUACGCCUCUGCUUGCCCGUAGCACUGGCAGAGGACGCGAAGUACAAGAAUCGGAACCAACCGAUCAAUGUCCGAAUACGAGACCUGAUGAAGCGAAUGACGCUGGAAGAAAAGAUAGGACAGAUGAUGCAGCUCGAGAGGAUGAAAGUGGAUGCUGAGAUGAUGAGGAAUUAUUCCAUUGGUAGUCUGCUGAGUGGGGGAGGAAGCGUUCCGCGCCCACAAGCUACUGCCGAGGACUGGAUUAACAUGGUGAAUGGGUACCAAAAGGGCUCUCUCUCCAGUAGACUCGGGAUCCCCAUGCUCUAUGGAAUUGAUGCCAUUCACGGACAUAACAAUCUUAUGAUAAUUGGAAUUAAUUGUAGGGAUCCAGAGCUUGUGAAAAAGAUUGGAGCUGCAACUGCUCUUGAAGUUAGAGCCACAGGCAUUCCUUACACCUUUGCGCCCUGCAUUGCAGUCUGCAGAGAUCCAAGAUGGGGCCGUUGCUAUGAGAGUUACAGUGAGGAUCAUAAGGUUGUUCAGCAAAUGACUGAAAUAAUCUUUGGCCUACAAGGGGAAAUCCCUUCCAAUUCAAGGAAGGGUGUACCCUAUGUUGGUGGGAAGGAUAAGGUUGUGGCUUGUGCAAAGCACUUUGUGGGUGAUGGAGGCACGAUCAAUGGGAUUGAUGAGAACAACACAGUGAUCAACUGGCAAGGAUUGAGGAACAUUCACUUGCCAGCGUACUACAAUUCCACUAUGAAGGGUGUUUCAACAGUGAUGGUUUCUUACUCGAGCUGGAAUGGAAAGAAGAUGCAUGCUAAUGUUGAUCUUAUUACUGGAUAUCUCAAAAACACCCUCAAAUUCAGGGGAUUUGUCAUCUCUGACUUUGAAGGUGUUGAUAAGAUUACUUCACCCCCCGAUGCAAACUACACAUACUCUGUACACACUGCAAUUCAAGCAGGCAUUGACAUGAUUAUGGGUGUUCACAGCCCACAGGAGCUCCUAGACAUUGUCAAAAUGUUAGUGGAGAAGAACUUUAUCCCCAUCACUCGUAUUAAUGAUGCUGUUAGAAGAAUUUUAAGGGUCAAAUUUGUUGCGGGCCUUUUUGAGAAUCCCUUGGCGGAUCUUAGCCUGGCUAGUCAUCUUGGUAGUCAGCGUUCAAUCCUCAAUAUUAUUGAAAAGGCUCAUAGAGAUUUGGCAAGGGAGGCUGUGAGGAAAUCCCUGGUCCUACUGAAGAAUGGGAAGAAUGGAAAGAAUGUGCUUCCUCUCCCCAAAAAGACGUCCAAAAUUCUUGUUGCAGGAACUCAUGCUAACAAUCUGGGCAACCAAUGUGGAGGAUGGACCAUUACCUGGCAAGGGGUCAGUGGCAACAUCACUGCCGGGACCACAAUAUUGGAUGGCAUAUAUAAAACAGUGCAUCCAGGCACGGAAAUUGUCUACAAUGAGACUCCUGAUAGUGAAUUUGUCAAGUCAUCCAAAUUCUCUUAUGCCAUUGUUGUUGUGGGGGAGCCGCCUUAUGCUGAGUUCAUGGGAGACAACCUAAACUUAACAAUUCCUGAACCUGGUCUUAGUACGAUUAAGAAUGUGUGUGGAGGUGUCAAAUGUGUGGUGAUAUUGUUAUCUGGCAGGCCCCUUGUAAUUGAGCCCUAUCUUUCCUCAAUUGAUGCACUAGUGGCUGCGUGGUUACCAGGCACAGAAGGCCAAGGUGUGGCCGAUGUGCUCUUUGGAGAUUAUGGAUUCACCGGGAAGCUUCCUCGGACUUGGUUCCGGACUGUGGAACAGCUCCCAAUGAAUGUUGGGGAUCCACAUUAUGAUCCAUUGUUCACCUUUGGUUUCGGCCUAACAACAAAGCCUGUUGUGGCUGGCUAG
Thlaspi arvense is the source of this 1917-nucleotide messenger RNA. NCBI's taxonomy places the organism in Eukaryota, Viridiplantae, Streptophyta, Magnoliopsida, Brassicales, Brassicaceae. The record is from the annotation of a GenBank genome assembly.